AUGCGGACAGACUCUAAGACCGCAAUCAGCAUUAUGAGUUCUCGUACAACAUAUGGAGGUCGGUACCAUAACCUUUGGUCUCAACUGCAGGAUCUUAUUAAUCAAGAAUGGGAGAUAGAGAUCUCUCACACCUUCCGCGAAGGAAACAAGUCAGCAGAUUACCUCGCCAAUAAAGGGCACUCUCUUAAUCUUGGCUAUCAUGUUAUUGAGAGAGAUGAUCCUGGUCUUAAUUUUUGGCUUUUGUAUGACUCUAUGGGCAAUGCCCAGUCUCGUUUAAUAUAA
Molecule: messenger RNA, 282 nt
Organism: Linum tenue
Lineage: Eukaryota; Viridiplantae; Streptophyta; Magnoliopsida; Malpighiales; Linaceae
Source: the annotation of a GenBank genome assembly